Molecule: messenger RNA, 372 nt
Organism: Suillus subalutaceus
Lineage: Eukaryota; Fungi; Basidiomycota; Agaricomycetes; Boletales; Suillaceae
Product: reactive mitochondrial oxygen species modulator 1-domain-containing protein
Exons: 4
Coding region: 1-372 (123 amino acids)
Biological process (GO): protein insertion into mitochondrial inner membrane; protein import into mitochondrial matrix
Cellular component (GO): TIM23 mitochondrial import inner membrane translocase complex
Source: RefSeq, a predicted model, not a curated record
AUGCCGCCCAUGCCCGCAGCGAACAGAGCACAAGAACCUUCUACAUGGCAAAAACGUACAAUGGGCGCGAUGAUGGGCGGAGGCGUCGGUCUGACGAUCGGGUUCAUCUUUGGAUCAUACAGCAUCCUUCGAGGUGGUUCCGGUCCUCGAGGAUUCCUAGCUACGCUUUCGCAGUAUAUGCUCAGUAGCGCCGCGACUUUCUCUUUCUUCCUUGCUAUCGGUUCCGUUAUCCGCAACGACGCCCUCCUACCACCACACAUGGAAGCUGCCCGUCUGCAACUCCUUCCUCCUCUCGUGCGCUCCAAGGCUGAAGGCGCCAUGCUAGUGCGCGCACGCUGGGACGCAGAAAGAGCACGAAGAACAGCUGUGUAG